Messenger RNA from Lutra lutra (Eurasian river otter), 3005 nucleotides. RefSeq names its product OTU deubiquitinase 1 (gene OTUD1). Gene Ontology annotation, biological process: protein deubiquitination. Lineage: Eukaryota; Metazoa; Chordata; Mammalia; Carnivora; Mustelidae. The transcript has a single exon. The record is from RefSeq and is a predicted model, not a curated record. Gene Ontology annotation, molecular function: cysteine-type deubiquitinase activity. The coding region runs from base 339 to 1784 and encodes 481 amino acids.
GCGGGCGGCUUUCUCCGAGAGUCCCCAGCGGCCGCCGCGGUCGGAGCAGCGGCAGCGGGCGCGGCGCCCUGGGUCUGCGGGCCGAGCGCGCGGGCCGGGGUCGAGCGCGCGUCCCCUCCCCGCCCCCACCGCGCGUUGUGGCGCAGCAGGAAUUUGGCGGGGACCCGGGCGCUAUUUGCGGCUCUUGACGCGCCGGCGGCCGGUGGCCCUUCGGUCAUUUCUAUUCUAGGGGCACUGGGUCAUCGCGCCUGGCCUGCCCCCUCCGCCGGGCCCGGAGGGUGUGUCCCCCUCACCCGGGCUCGCCGCGCCUAUAAGGGGCCGGAGCGGCGGGCAGGGACAUGCAGCUCUACAGCAGCGUCUGCACCCACUACCCAGCCGGGGGACCGGGUCCCACGGCCGCAGCCUCCGCUCCCCCAGCCGCCGCCGCCGCCGCCGCCCCCUUCAAGGUCUCUCUGCAGCCCCCGGGACCCACCAGCGGCGAGCCAGAGCCCGAGACCGGUGAGUCCCAGCCUGCCGCGGCCGCCGAGCCCCGAGAAGCCGCCGCCGCCCCCGCCGCCAAGAUGCCCGCCUUCUCCUCCUGCUUCGAGAUGGUGUCCGGGGCCGCCGCCCCCGCCUCGGCCGCUGCCGGCCCUCCCGGCGGGUCCUGCAAGCCGCCGCUGCCGCCGCACUACACGUCCACGGCGCAGAUCACCGUGCGGGCCCUGGGCGCCGACCGGCUCCUGCUGCACGGGCCCGAGCCCGUCGCCGCGGCCCCCGCAGCUCAGCGCGGCCGCUGCCUCCUGCUGGCCCCGGCUCCCGGCGCACCGGUCCCGCCGCGCCGGGGCUCCUCCGCCUGGCUCCUGGAGGAGCUGCUGAGGCCCGACUGCCCCGAGCCGGCGGGUCUGGACGCGGCCCGGGAGGGUCCCGACAGAAACUUCCGACUGAGCGAGCACCGUCAGGCCCUGGCCGCCGCCAAGCACCGAGGCCCCGCGCCGCCCCCGGGGAGCCCGGAGCCCAGCCUCGGGCCGUGGGGCGAGGAGCACCCGGCGGAGAGGAGCCUCCGGGCCUGGGAGAAGGUGGGCGACCGCAGCGACCCUCCCGGCGCGGACGAAGCACGGCGGCCGGACCCGGAGGCGGAGGCGCCCCCGGCGCGGAGCGGCGAGGCGGUCCCGAGCGCCUCGGCCGAGGCAGUGAUCGUCUCCAGGUCGGAUCCCAGAGACGAGAAACUGGCCCUGUACCUGGCGGAGGUUGAGAGGCAGGACAAGUACCUGCGACAGAGGAAUAAGUACCGAUUUCACAUCAUUCCCGACGGCAACUGCCUCUACCGCGCGGUCAGCAAGACGGUGUACGGAGACCAGAGCCUUCACCGGGAGCUGAGGGAGCAGACGGUGCAUUACAUUGCCGAUCAUCUCGACCACUUUAGCCCCCUGAUUGAGGGCGACGUGGGGGAGUUCAUCAUCAAUGCUGCUCAAGACGGGGCGUGGGCCGGGUACCCGGAAUUGCUGGCCAUGGGGCAGAUGCUGAAUGUGAAUAUACAUUUAACUACUGGAGGGAGGUUGGAGAGCCCUACGGUGUCUACCAUGAUUCACUAUUUGGGCCCAGAGGAUUCCCUAAGGCCUAGUAUUUGGCUCAGUUGGCUCAGUAAUGGACAUUAUGAUGCGGUGUUUGAUCACUCCUACCCCAACCCAGAGUAUGACAAUUGGUGCAAACAGAGUCAGGUGCAAAGAAAACGCGAUGAAGAACUUGCCAAAUCCAUGGCCAUAUCCCUGUCCAAAAUGUAUAUUGAACAAAAUGCAUGCUCUUGAAGUGUCUGAAAACGUACACCCUGGGAGAACUGCAUACAUAAUGUGUUGGGAGAAUUACGAACUCUAAUCAGGGUAAUAGCACUUUCAGACUUCUAGUAGAUUUACCGUAGGUGUAAUGCCUUAAUCAUUUUUUGAAUGUUUUCUCCUCAGAGCUGAAGGUUGCUGGGCACCUAAAUGAUGUUUCAUGAUGGCUUUGGGUGAUCCUACUGCUAUUUAUAAUUUGCUGUAUAAAGUUGGCACUACUUAAUUUGCAAGCUCGUUUCUCACGGUGUAAAUUUGGUCAUUCCUGGUAAUCUGUUUUCUAUAAAAAUGUAUUUUUGCACAACAUUUUUAAGAAUUGGUGUAACUUCAUCUAUGACGUGUUCCAUGUUGACAAACAGCUUUCCAGCAUAAAUCCAGAGAAGUGCUUUAUAUGAAGUUUAUUCCUUUGGACAGACUUUGUGAUUUAAUAGUUAUUUUAUGUUAGAUUUGGAUUUUAUGAUCCUUAGAUAAUUAUUUCAAAUGGAUAUUGAUGCAUUUGUGUUACCAGAUGAUUGGCCCAUUCCAUUUUAAUGAAAAACAGAUUUGUUUUGGAAAUCAUUAUUUUUCUAGAAAUGGUCAACCUUUUAAAGAGAAGUAUUUAAGGGAAGGUUGUGGGAAGAAUAUUCUUUAAGGGAUAGUACCAGGUCUUACUUGAAUGAGUCUGAUAUUUGCAGAUGGCAGUGUGAUGACUAUUCUGUACUUUGGUUGGCUUUUAGAGUAGAUUGUCUGGUGCUCUGAAUUGUUUUUAUUUAUAUUUGUCAUUUUGUUAUAAAAGCAUUUUAACUUUGUGACAAGAUAAGCCUCCUGCUUCUUGGAUUCAACUAAGAUUUUAAAAAACUACUAGCAUAAAUGCCUCAAAUCAACCUUGGCAGUUGUUCUAUAGCAGGAGAAUACUGUCUUAAUAUUUUAUUCCUUUUAAAUUCUUUCAAAAGGCAAAAUAGGAUUGCCCUGUAUUAUGUACAAAUAAAAAUGUCUGUAAACAAAUCUUGUAUGGUUUGCUGGGUCAAACAAUGUUCUCAACCUAAAAUCUAUCUCAUUUUCACUUUAACUACUAGUCAUAUUUAUUAAGUACUGCAGUUUGUACUUUUUUAUUUUGUAACAUUUUGUGAUUUUUUUGUACAAUACUGUAUUUGUACAAUAGAGCGAUUCUCAGCUGAUGGAAUGAAUGAAUAAAAUGCAUAAUUUUACUUUUACAAUGUC